AUGCUGGCGCUAAUAAACCGGCUUUUGGACUGGUUCAAGUCGUUGUUUUGGAAAGAGGAGAUGGAGCUGACGCUGGUUGGCCUACAAUACUCUGGGAAAACAACAUUUGUAAACGUGAUUGCUUCGGGGCAUUUCAGUGAAGACAUGAUCCCAACUGUUGGCUUUAACAUGAGAAAAGUCUCCAAAGGAAAUGUCACCAUCAAGAUCUGGGAUAUAGGAGGGCAGCCCAGAUUUAGGAGCAUGUGGGAACGGUACUGUCGGGGUGUCAAUGCAAUUGUGUACAUGGUUGAUGCAGCGGACAGAGAAAAGGUCGAGGCGUCACGAAAUGAACUUCAUAAUUUAUUAGACAAACCUCAACUUCAAGGAAUUCCUGUAUUGGUUCUCGGCAACAAAAGGGAUCUUCCAAAUGCUUUAGAUGAAAAGCAGCUUAUUGAAAAGAUGAAUUUGUCAGCUAUUCAAGACCGGGAGAUUUGCUGCUAUUCAAUUUCCUGCAAAGAAAAAGACAACAUAGAUAUUACUCUUCAGUGGCUCAUCCAGCACUCAAAAUCCAGAAGGAGCUGA
Molecule: messenger RNA, 561 nt
Organism: Knipowitschia caucasica
Lineage: Eukaryota; Metazoa; Chordata; Actinopteri; Gobiiformes; Gobiidae
Source: the annotation of a GenBank genome assembly